Owenia fusiformis is the source of this 646-nucleotide messenger RNA. The record is from the annotation of a GenBank genome assembly. Lineage: Eukaryota; Metazoa; Annelida; Polychaeta; Sabellida; Oweniidae.
AGAUAGAUUUUGCCAAGUGGGUGGAGGUAUAGUCAUUCUCAGCUGUGGAGUAUCAAUCUACACCCUUGGAGUUCUUGCUGUGAACCGCUACAUGUACAUUUGCAACAGAAAAAUGUAUGAAAAAUACUUUGAUAGUUUAGCUAAAUCAACGACUUUUGCAAUAACUGUAUGGAUAUAUAUCGCCAUCUUGAUAUUGCCUAACUACGUUGGAUGGGCCCAAAUGGCAUAUAUGGACAAACAACACCUUUGUGUAAUUGAUCACACAUACAAUGUCUUAUACACAAUACUUAAAGCAAGUGUUGGGAUUAGUCUACCAGUAAUUGUAACUUUCACAAGUUAUAUGAAAAUAUUUCUGGUGGUUCGCAAAAGUUCUAAAUCGGUUGGAAGUCACAAUGUCAGCUCAUCAACUGGUAAUGAUGCAAAUAAAAAAUCCAGACCUGACAGACAAUUUAAACAAAUUUUAGUUUUCUUUUUCGUCUCAAUAGUAUUUGUUAUAUUUUGGACACCCUAUGCAAUUUGCAUUCUGCUAGAUAUAAAUAAUAGUGUUCCAAUGUGGUUAAUGAGGCUGGCAACAAGGAUGGCAAAUGUGAACUCUUGCAUGAACUGUAUCAUUUAUGGAGUCAUGAACAAACAUUUCAGAAAUGCC